GUUUCAUUAUCUUUGCUCCAAUUUAUAAAUUAAAAAAUAUAAAAUUAAAAAAAAAAAAUAAAAAAUAAAAAAAAAUAACAAAGAACAAUAUUUACAUUUAUUCAAUUGUCUUUAUUAGUUUUAUUAUUAUUAUAUAACUUUAGGUGCUAUAUAUAUAUUAAAAAUUUAAAUUUUAAACUCAACAAAUUGUAUUUAAUACACUUAUUUAUUAUUUUUAAAUUUUUUUCAUUUCCACUCAUUUUUUUUUAUUUUUUUUUUUUAUAUUUAAAUACCACCUCCACCAAAAAUUUUAAUUUAUAUCUUUUUUUAUAAAUUUUAAAUUAAUAAUAAUCUAGUUAUCAAAUAAAAUUUUAUUUAUCUUUCACUUUUCCUAUCUAUCUUUUUCCCUAUAUAUACAAAUUUUAACGGUCAAAAAAAAAAAAAAAAAGUUCAUAAUAAUAACUUAUUAUAAUUUUUAAAAAAUAAACAAUUUGGUUUUUCUUUAUUAAAGAAAAUAACAACAAAAAAAUAUAAAUAAAAAUGUCAACUACAGUUUCAAAUAAGAAGUGUUCUUUCCCAAUUUGUCAAAAAGAUGUUUAUCAUCAUCAUGUUAAAGAUUCACAUGAUAUCUUGAUUGAACCACCACACGAAAGAUCAUUAAAAGCAUGGUAUUGCGUCGAUUGCUUUUCAGUCUGGAGAUCUAAUGUUACAGUUUGCGAAUAUUGUAAUCAUCAAAAAUCAGAGGUUUGUGGAUGGGCUCGUAGAAGAACCUAUUCUGCUGAUUAUUUGCCACUCUGCUAAAUAAUUAAUUUUUUUUGGUUGAAAAAGAAAAAAACAAAACAAAAGGAAAGAUAACAAAACUCAUUCCUUUUCAUUCCCUCUUUUUUUUUUUUAAAUCAUAACUAUACAACUCUAUUAUAGCAAUAACAUGUGAUAACACAUACACACACACAUACCAUAUAUUUUCUCUUUUAUUUAUAAAUCUAUAAAAUAUUUGUUUGUUUUUAUUUUUUUUAAACUCAUUUCACAUAUACACAUCAUAUCAUAUUCCUCACGCUCGUUCACGCAGACCUUAUAAUAGGAAUUUAUUUGUUUAAUUUUUCUAUAUUUAUUAAUUUAUUCGAUAGUAUAAUAAUUGUCCAUUUUUAAUAUUAUAUAUAAUUUAUUAUUUUUUUUAAUAUAUUUUAAAAAAGAAAAUAAAAUAAUAAUUUAAAUUAUAAUAUUCUUGUUGUUGAUGUUGAUUCUUUUUUUUUCCUCAAAAAAAAAAAAAAGAAACACACACACAGUAUCGCAUAUUAUUUUAAAUUAUUAAAAUUCGUGUUUUUUUAUAU
This is a messenger RNA of Dictyostelium purpureum, 1310 nucleotides long. RefSeq lists its product as uncharacterized. The transcript is spliced from 4 exons. The record is from RefSeq and is a predicted model, not a curated record. The coding region runs from base 520 to 780 and encodes 86 amino acids. NCBI's taxonomy places the organism in Eukaryota, Evosea, Eumycetozoa, Dictyosteliales, Dictyosteliaceae.